This is a messenger RNA of Myripristis murdjan (pinecone soldierfish), 4694 nucleotides long. It is a transcript of the gene tbkbp1, whose product is annotated as TBK1 binding protein 1. The record is from RefSeq and is a predicted model, not a curated record. The transcript is spliced from 10 exons. Bases 150 to 2063 code for a protein of 637 amino acids. Gene Ontology annotation, cellular component: cytoplasm. NCBI's taxonomy places the organism in Eukaryota, Metazoa, Chordata, Actinopteri, Holocentriformes, Holocentridae.
GAGGAAGGGAAGCAGCAGCCACUGGUACCGGGCAUUGGACAGCUCGUAAAAGAGAGCGCUUUUGGGGUGCUCUGCCCCCCCUCCCUCACUCCCUCCCGAGCAAUGGCAUCUAUGGAUCGAUCAGCGGGAGCGCGUUGAGGCUCUGAGUGAUGGAGUCUCUGUUCGGCGGCGGGGAGCUGGGGCUGCUGGGAGGGGGCGGCGAGGCAGGGGGUCUGAAGGAGGACGGCUGCACCAGCGUGGUCUGGCGCACCUCUCCCAUGCCCCCCGACGAUGUCUACUCCACCUCCCACUUUGCCCUUAUCACUGCCUAUCAGGACAUCAAGACCCGGCUGGCCAGCCUGGAGCGAGAGAACAGCAGCAUCAAGAGGAAACUCAAGAUCUAUGAGAUCAAGUUCCCUAUGAUCAGCGAGUUUGGGGAGGACAGUAACUCCUACUGUUCCUUUGAGAGCAAGGAGACGGCACUGCUGCAGUCGGAGAACGGCAACCUGCAGCAGAGAGUCAAUGCCCUGACCCAUGAGCUCCAGAAGAGGAAAGAGAGAGAGGAGCAGUUGGAGGAUGUGAUCCAGGCCUAUGAGAAGAUUCACAUGGAGAAGAGUAACCUCCAGAGGGAUCUUGACAAGAUGACCAACCUGGUGGAGAAGCACGUGGAGCGUAUCCUGAGCCUGGAGUCGGCUCUGAGGCAGAGGGACAACUCGCUGCAGAAACUCAACACGCAGCUGCACAGCAAAGACAUGCAGUACCUGCAGCUCCACAGCCCCGACACACACAUGCUGGACUGCCCCGCCUUGACCCUUCAGAGCUCCCGUAGUUUGGACGCCCUAUCAGACCUUAAGUUGCAGCGUUUGGAGGCGGAGCUAGAGGGGGCUCGACACGAGGCCCAGGGGGCGUGUCAGCGGGAAGAGGAGCUGAAGGCCGAGUGCGAGAGACUCAAAAAGGAGAUGCGGCAGCUGCAGAACAGCCAGAGGGAGAGGGAAAUGACUUCUUCAUGCGAGCAGUGUGAUGUGGAGUGGAUAAAGAAGGUGGGAGACGAGCAGGUGAAUUUGGCUCUGGCCUAUACAGAGUUAACAGAGGAGCUCGGGCGCCUCCAGGCACUGAGCGCCAAGCAGACAGAGAUCCUGAGGAAAGCCUCACAGGAGCAGGCCAGCCCAGUCCAGCUUCACUCUCCCAUCCACCACCAGCGGCACUCUCCUGUUUCUCAGCGCCACUCGCCCAUCCCACAGCGCCACUCUCCGGUUCCUCCUCCUCCACACCACUCCCCAAUCCCCCAGAGACGCUCCCCAGUGCUCCAGCGCCUCUCCCCGGACAUGCACCGCCGCUCACCCUUAUUGGAUGUCAACGACGGCCCGGCAUCUUACUCCUGCCGGCCGCCCAGCCACCAUCUGCGUGCCAGCUUCCAGGGCCGUCGCAGCUACUCCGAGGUCGCUGACCCCUCAGCCUACCAGCGCCCGCCCCGCUUCUCUCUGGACCCUGUCUCCACCCUGCCCAAGCCCCGCCCCUAUGUGGAGGGCUACCCAAAGCAGCCACCCCAACACGCAGGCUCUCCUCAUGGUGGACCGCAGCACAGAGGCUCCCCAUCUCCCCAUCAGGGCAGUGCGGGAGGAGAUGGGGGCCUCGGGGAGAGCUCCAUGCGCCUCUCAAGGGAGAUGCCAUUCCCACUGUCAGAGGUGUCCCACCUGCAUUUUGAGCCCCCUCCCCCACCCACACCGGCCCCGCAGCCACACCAGUCCUCUGAGGACGAGGAGGAGUGGACCUGCCCACAUCCCAUCAGCCCACCGCGGACACUGGGCGUGCCCUCUGCUGCUAUGCCCACUGGUAUCAUGAGAGGUCCAGCGUCCUGCUCGGCCUUCCCCAUCCCCCAGCGACCCAACACCCUCAGCUGCCACCCACCAGGAUACAUGUCAACGGAGCAUGCUCAGUCCUGGCCCUCGAUCAAUCUGUGGAUGGAGACGGAGGAGAGUGACAUGCGGAGCUGUCCUCUGUGCCAGCUGAUUUUCCCCGUCGGUUACCCUGACGAUGCCCUCAUCAAGCACAUCGACUCCCACCUGGAGAACAGCAAGAUCUGAUUGCCAUGGCAACCGGUCUGCACACAUCUCCGCUCUCUGUCGCUGCCAGACUCGCUCAUAGAUUAUGUAAGAGAUUGCCAGACCUGGUCAAAGGGGAAGGUCAAAAUCGAGAAUCACAGACGGAUGUGUUUUUUGGUGCACAGCACGUGACGGCGUAUGGGAGGGGAUCCAGAAUGGGACAGGGGCACAGAUACUUUAACAUGGGUCAGUGUUGGAUUAUUGACUACACAUGUAGAGUCUGCCGAUCUUUUAUCUAGUCAGUGACUCUGGUUGCUGCUUUCUUGUCAUGAGCAAUGUUGUGUGACAGUUUCAGGUCUUGUCUUGUUUCAUUUCACAGGGCAGUUCAUUUUAGAAAAGUCUGCUGACGAUGACGGAGAGACACAGCAGGUCGGGUUUAGAUGCUCUACAUGUCAAAAGUUUCAUGCAUCGAUGAAAGAUCAGGGAGACUUCAGUCACCUUUGAGUUGUUCUAUUGUGGCACACGACACUAACAUCCACUUAGCUUUAAAUAUACCUGCUUUCAAAUUUUCUAUCUCACACAUUUACACUUUAAUUUGCAGUGGGGCAUGUGCACUACAUGUCUAAUAAUAGCCUGGGUUUUCAGCAGUUGGCGCAUCGAACUGAUCCAGCAGACAAAAACAAAGGUAUAUGGAGAGGUGCCUCAGCUUUUUGAACAGAUUUUAAGUUUGCAGUAAGGUUAGGAGACUGUGGCACGUUGAGCCACUUUAUUGACUGUCUGUGGAUCAGGGUUCGACGCCAAAUUUCUUUCAUUUCUGCAAAACCAGGAAGUUUCCACUGCAGUUUAGAAACCGCAAAACAUUCCACAGAGAAUAUCUCACAUACAUCUACUGACAAGCUUUUUAGAAGUUGGAGAAUGUGAAUGUUAAAUUAUUUUUUUGAUUGAUAAGAGGUGGAUUCACCCUAAUGUAGAUUUGAUGAUGCCCUGCAGGGCGGGGCAUUGGUGUUGAAGUGACUUCUUUACAAGUGAAGGGAACAUUUUAGUCAGAAUAUACCUUUAUGCCUGCGGCCUGAUCAGAAAUCUACGUAUCUUAGCACUUUAAGUUAGCAUAGCCUAUACUGUAUAUCUGUUUUGAGUUCCCCAUAUAGUUUCCAUGUAUAACGUACUAUUUAUAUUGUCUAACUGUAAGUAACGAGGCAAAAAAUAUUAAGAUAUAUUUUUGCAAAUGGUGACACACCACGUCUCAUGUUGGUGACACUUAUCUCCCAUGUGCUUGCACACUGAUGUAUAUUGAGUAGUCGAAGGUGGAAUUCCUACGGCGCUGGUGGCAUGGGAUAUUUUUCUGUAUAAAGACUUUAAAAGUAUCAACUGGGAUUCUCCUCAGUCUUCCUCGAGAUCUGAGCUCAAAACACUUUGAUGUCAAUGACUGCCCAGACCACCCAACAAAAAAAAAAAGAAAAAAAAAUCCAGCUGGCUGCAAGAGAUCUGUGGUUACAAGACUUGCUGUCCCGCUUUGAGGAAAAAGUGGCAGGCUUUGUAGUGUAUUUCUAUCGAGGAGAUCGAGUCAAUACCUGAGACAUCUCCAGGCAGCAAAGUUAGCUCUGCAGGGUUCAGGUGAGGAUGACAUUCUUCUUUUGAUACAUGGGUUUCAUUUUUGUCACAGGUGGAUUCUUUUUUUUUUUUUUUUUUUUUUUUUGGGAGAAAAAUCUAAAGAUUUCUGUUAGACAUGCUAAGUUAGGGACUGUCCCGACACAUCCACCCAUGCAUUUAUACCGGUUUGUACUUACUGGCACGAUGAUAUGGGGUGUAUUAGGGCAGAUAGGGCAGCGAUAGAUAAGAUUACAGCAACAGAAUGAUGCGGUGAUGCCUUUUACUUGGAAGGCACGGGCUCGAGUCUCUGUUUUGGGCAUGCAUCCACCCUGCUGAAGUGCCCUUGUGCAAGACACCCUCCGAGAUCUCAAAGGCGCUGACCUGUUCUCUGACCUUCCUUUGGACGAAGGAAAGAGAGGAGAAUUUUCCUACGGCGAUCAAAAAAGUAUCACAUUAUUAAACCAACAUCAUGAGCUGUACGAUGAAAACUUUAUGGCAGUACGGGCAGAUUCUAGCAGUAAAUUCAAGGAGGGCUUUCAUGGCUCCCAACUAUCCUAGACUGUAUGUACGUUCCUAUAUCACUCUGUAUAAAAAAUAUUUAAAGCUGUGUACAGACAGAUAUUUUGCAAGCGUGUAAGCCUAAUGCAACAUGUACUCUAUCCAACAACUUGAAAUUGGAGCGUCUGUAAAUCCAUAUAUAAUCCUAGCCACCACCACACUGAGUAUGAAUUAUACACGAGUUACAGUAUAUACAAAUACUACCCUACAGUUUUCCUCUCUUAUUCGGUAUGUAGUGAUAUGUCCUCUAGUGAACUAAUAUCCAACUACAAUCACAGCCUUGGGAUGAAAAAUACAUACCAGUCUGUUUUGAGUUACAAGAUGAGUGACGUCUUCAGAUCUCAUUUCGUAAGAUUGCAAGUUGGAGUGUUGUGCACAUUUAUGAUUAAAGACAGUCGGGCAUGUUCAGGACGUGAUGUGUAACACCAAAAGAUCUGGACCAUACGAACACAAAUGCAUGGGGUUUUGAAAAAAAAAAAAAAAAAAAUCAACAUAUAUGGUUGUUUGUCUGAAGAUUUCAGUUGU